AUGUGUUAUCUCGAAGUUUUAAAGAAAAGUUUGGAAUAUGAGCAUUACAAGGAUCAGACAAAAACUAGAAAUGCAAAAUUUUUAGAAAUUCCUGUACCGCAAUUGAUUUGUACUAUAAUUAUUUAUACAAUCAACGACCAUGAUGUUCCUCUUCGAAUUAAUAUUGCGGAAUCCUAUCGAAAUAAUUGCGCAACUCGAAUU
Funneliformis caledonium is the source of this 201-nucleotide messenger RNA. The record is from the annotation of a GenBank genome assembly. Lineage: Eukaryota; Fungi; Glomeromycota; Glomeromycetes; Glomerales; Glomeraceae.